Xenopus tropicalis (tropical clawed frog) is the source of this 1736-nucleotide messenger RNA. RefSeq names its product epoxide hydrolase 1. Bases 102 to 1535 code for a protein of 477 amino acids. The record is from RefSeq and is a predicted model, not a curated record. Gene Ontology annotation, cellular component: endoplasmic reticulum membrane. Gene Ontology annotation, molecular function: cis-stilbene-oxide hydrolase activity; ether hydrolase activity; catalytic activity. NCBI's taxonomy places the organism in Eukaryota, Metazoa, Chordata, Amphibia, Anura, Pipidae. The transcript is spliced from 9 exons.
CUAGGGAGGAGAGAAAGGGGGCGGGGCGGAGCCAGAAGGACACGCCUCCCCCAGUUGACAGGUUGAAGUUCAGGGAGUCGGGAAGGAACCGGAGCAGCGACAUGUGGAGCCAAUAUGUGGGGAACAUCAGGCCAGCCCUGCAAGCUGAUUGGCCAAGGAGCGCCCUGGUGCCGGCGGCUCUGGGACUGGGAGGAGCAUUGGCCUGCUGGGUGCUGCUCAGGUCCAGGAACAAAACCCUUGAAAUGGGAGAUGGAUGGUGGGCCCCAGGGGCCCCGCAGGACAGAGAGGACCCCAGUGUGAGAGACUUCACUUUCGAGGUUUCUGACUCUGAGAUUCAGGAUCUGUACCGGCGCUUGGACAGCACUCGCUUCUUUCCACCACUAGAGGAUUCCCAGUUUCACUAUGGGUUUAACUCCACCCACCUCAAACACGUUGUCUCCUACUGGAGGAAUUCAUUUGACUGGCGCAAGCAGGUGGAGCGCAUCAAUAAAUACCCUCAUUACAAAACAACUAUUGAAGGGCUGGACGUGCACUUUGUACAUGUGAAACCAGCACACCUUGCGCCAGGACAGAAAGCUCGGCCUCUUCUCAUGGUUCAUGGUUGGCCCGGAUCCUUCUACGAGUUUUAUCGUAUCAUUCCCCUUCUGACAGAACCUGCUAAACAUGGCUUGAACCCAAACCUUGUCUUCGAGAUCAUCUGUCCUUCCAUCCCCGGAUACGGCUUCUCUGAGGCACCACAUAAGAAGGGGUUCGAUUGCCCGGCGGCAGCUCGGAUUUUCUAUAAACUGAUGUUGAGACUGGGAUUCCGGGAGUUCUACCUGCAGGGCGGCGACUGGGGCAGUCUCAUCACUACGUUACUGGCGCAGAUGAAACCAGAAUGUGUGUCCGGUCUCCAUUUGAAUAUAGUCUUUAUACCCAAGCGGGGCAUUGGCCGGGGCGUGUCUCUGCUCCUGGGGCGCUACGUUCCCUGGUUGGUGGGACUGACGCGGGAGGACGCCAAUCGCUUGUACCCCUACUUUGAGAAGAACAUCUACGCGCUGCUCAGGGAAUCCGGCUACUUGCACAUUCAGGCCACCAAGCCGGACUCUGUAGGCUCCGCCCUCAAUGACUCCCCGGCCGGCCUGGCCGCCUACAUCCUAGAGAAGUUCUCCACCUGGACCGACCCGGAGUUCCGUAAACUUGAGGACGGUGGCCUUGAAAGGAAAUACUCCCUGGAUGAUCUUCUCACCAACAUCAUGAUCUACUGGCUCUCCGGCUCCAUCACCUCCUCCAUGAGGUUCUACAAGGAGAACUUCACCCGCGAGUUUGUCCGCUCUCCGGCCAACACGAUGGGGGUGCGCGUUCCCACAGGCAUUGCCACCUUCCCCUGUGAGCUGAUGCACGCCCCCCGCUCGUGGGCUAAGGAGAAGUUCUGGAACAUCGUUACCUACACGUAUAUGCCCCACGGGGGGCACUUUGCGGCACUGGAGGAACCCGAGCUCCUGGCACGAGAUAUUCAGCACUUUGUGUUCAGGGCAGAGAAGUCGGGGCAAUAACUGUAACUGUACAUCCCUGUCAUCUGAACCCCAACUGCCCCACCCCCAGCUCUAACCCCCGGCCCUCACCCCCCGGCCCUCCCCCCCCGGCCCUCACCCCCAGCUCAGUAUGUGCUACUUGUUCCUUCAUCUGAAUAAAAUGUGUGGGCGGGGCUUUGGUUAUUCAAUAAAGGGGCAACGCCCCCAUCUAUCCUUCAGCCA